Molecule: messenger RNA, 2070 nt
Organism: Mizuhopecten yessoensis (Yesso scallop)
Lineage: Eukaryota; Metazoa; Mollusca; Bivalvia; Pectinida; Pectinidae
Product: heat shock 70 kDa protein 12A-like
Exons: 5
Coding region: 152-1957 (601 amino acids)
Molecular function (GO): ATP binding; ATP-dependent protein folding chaperone
Source: RefSeq, a predicted model, not a curated record
AUCUGUAUAUGUAUACGUGCGAGGCUUGUCGGAACGCCGUGUAUGUUACCUGUACACCAGUCCGCCACCUACACUAACACCGCUCCACCGAUCACCUACCUAUCACUCAGUGAGUACCCACCCUAGGCCUGUUGUAAGGGAUACACAGAUCAUGACAGAAGUUAAAGUCUCGGGGAAGGGAUCAAACAAUGACACCCCUAGUGAGGUUGUCCCGGGGGUAGAGGAUGUCACCGUAUCCAGUCACCUCUCCCACUCAGGUACAGACAAAGCCAUUGUGGCCGCCAUAGACUUCGGCACAACGUACUCCGGGUACGCCUAUACCUUUAGGAAUGAGUACGAGAAGUCGGCUGGGGCCAGGGAGAUAUUCAUUAACAGAUGGACACGUAAUUCGGGGGCAAAUAUGUCGGCCAAGGCCCCCACUACCGCCCUGUUUGACACCGCGAUGAACUUCCACUCCUUCGGGUACGAAGCAGAGGAGAAGUACGCGGAACUGAUCCAGCAGAAACAACAUCAAGACUGGCAUUGCUUCAGGAGGUUCAAGAUGAAGCUUCACGAUAGAAUGACACUGAAGCGUAAGCUGAAGAUAGCAGACGAGUCUGGGCGGAAGUUUUCCGCCAAAAAGGUGUACACAGAGAGUAUCAGAUACCUGCGCAAGAAAGUGCUGACUUCGAUCAAGGCUACCAAUCAAAAGAAGGACAAAGACGCAAUUCACUGGGUGCUCACAAUUCCCGCCAUCUGGACAGAGCCUGCCAAACAGUUUAUGCGCGAGGUAGCAAUUGAAGCUGGAAUCCCCACUUCGGACCUUCGGAUAGCUCUAGAGCCGGAGGCAGCCGCUGUCUACUGUCGCUCCCUCCCCGCCGGCACUUUGGUUGGCUCUCGGGAUCGCGGAGUAACGGAUGCCUUCCAACCCGGAGGGUGCUACAUGAUCGUCGACAUGGGAGGUGGUACGGUCGAUACGACGGUGCACGAGGUGGCUGAAGACGGCCGACUGAUGGAGGUUCGACAAGCGUCGGGCGGACCCUGGGGAGGAACCUCUGUCGACGACACUUUCUACGAAUUCAUUGUUGGGAAGUUUGGCAAAGAGUUCAUCGACAAAUUCAGAAUCGAAAGGGCUGCAGACUGGAUAAUGUUAACGACAGAAUUUGAAGCACAGAAAAGAAAACUGAGUUGUGACAAAAGUUCAAAAAUAAGCAUUCAGAUUCCUUCUCGACUGAUUGCUGAGAGUAAACUGAAAGAGAACCAACUGUCCGAUGGUAAAAUUGUCAUCGACAACGAUGCCCUCGAAAAUUUCUUCCGUCCAUCAACUGAAGAUAUCGUUACCCACAUCCGGUCUGUUCUGUCAGAAGUGAGUAAAAUAGAUCUCAUUUUACUGGUUGGUGGAUUUGCUACAUCCAAUUAUGUCAUCCAAAUCAUUACCAAUGCUUUUCCCGAAAAACGAGUCCUGGUUCCCCUACAGGCGGAAGUGGCCGUUCUGUUUGGUGCUGUGCUGUUUGGGUUUGAACCCCUGACUAUUUGCGCUCGCGUGUGCAGACACACAUAUGGAAUCGACAGUUUUGAAAGAUUUCGUGAGGGCGAUCAUCGACUUGACUACAAAGUGAUGGUUGACGACUUACCACAUUGUGACAAUAUAUUCAAUAUCAUUGUGGCCAAUGGGGAGAGGCUGAGCUCGUCUGAAACACGUGCACAUGCGUAUUCCUCUACACAUCGCGGGGACCAUAGACGACACACCACAAUGGUCGUUCCCGUGUUCGCCUCUACCGACCCAACCCCUAGAUACACAACAGAGGAUUCUUGCGUGGAGCUCGGCUGUAUUCGCGUGGAACCCCCAACAGACGGUUGGCCACCGGAAGUCCACUAUUGUAUAGAAAUGUUCUUUGGACAUACUGAAUUCGACCUCCUGGUGAAAGAUGAUGUUACUGGACAAAUUUAUCAGUCUCACUUUGACUUUUUGAAAUAGAAUAAAUACCUUGUAGCCUUUGAGUGAAAGGUAUACGCAGGGGAGUGGCAGAUUGAAAAAUUACAUUUUUUUUUAUAAUUUAUUACAUGUAAGUAUAUUCAGUUGGCAUUAAA